Heterocephalus glaber (naked mole-rat) is the source of this 1965-nucleotide messenger RNA. RefSeq names its product MAD2L1 binding protein (gene Mad2l1bp). Gene Ontology annotation, biological process: regulation of exit from mitosis. The record is from RefSeq and is a predicted model, not a curated record. Lineage: Eukaryota; Metazoa; Chordata; Mammalia; Rodentia; Bathyergidae. Gene Ontology annotation, cellular component: nucleus.
GGGGGGGGGAGUGGGUGUGGCCUUUGCGUUGCUGCGCGGGCGCCGAUUCUGACUGUUGGCAGCGGAAGGAGGAGGUAGUGAGUGAUGGCGGCGCUGGAGCCGGAAGUGUUGCCCCCGGCCACUGUCCCUGACUUGAAAUGGUAUGAGAAAUCGGAAGAAGCUCCUGACCCUCAGAUAGACCUGCUUGAGACCCACUCUGCCCAGGAACCGCCCAACCCUUCCGAGCUCUUUUGCCCAAGAGACUGCUUGGUACCAGUGGUGUUUCCUGGGCCUGUGAGCCAGGAAGGCUGCUGCCGGUUUACGUGUGAACUUCUAAAGCACAUCAUGUACCAACGCCAGCAACUACCUCUGCCCUACGAACAGCUCAAGCACUUCUACCGAAAAACAUCUCCCCAGGCAGAGGACACAGCAAGGAAGAAACCUCGGACUGCCAGUGAGGCGAGCAGCAGGAAGUGCCAGCAAGCCCUGGCGGAGCUGGACAACGUCCUUGGCCACCUGGAGGACCUCUUUGCCCGGACACUGGUACCACGAGUGCUGAUCCUCCUCGGGGGCAGUGCCAUAAGCCCCAAGGAGUUCUAUGAACUUGACCUAUCCCGGCUGGCCCCCCUCAGCGUGGACCAGAGCCUGAGCACGCCUGCUUGUCUUCGCCGUCUCUUCCGAGCCAUCUUCCUGGCUGAUGCCUUCAGUGAGCUGCAGGCUCCUCCGCUCAUGGGCACUGUCGUCAUGGUGCAGGGUCACCGUGACUGUGGAGAGGAGUGGUUUCGACCCAAGCUCAACUACCGGGUGCCCACCCGAGGUCACAAACUGACCGUGACCCUGUCCUGCGGCAGACCUUCUGUGCCAGCUUUGGGCUCUGAGGAUUACAUUUGGUUCCAGGCACCAGUGACGCUUAAGGGUUUCCACGAGUGACUGCAGGCACUUCUUGCUCUAAAAGCACAUUGGCUGCAUGCUCUGUCCCUGUGGCACCUGGUCACUGUCUCUUAUGAGCUGAAUUCCUUCCUGGUGAGAGAAGGUGGUGCUGCCUCCCUUCUCAAGCUUCAGACGGCUGAAGGUGUAGCCAGGACAGAAAUCAUCAUCAUGGAGCACCUCUCUGAAUCAAGCUGGUUUCCCAGAGGGUGCUGGGUCAUGUUUGUUUGGGGUGGGAAAGCAAAGAUGGGGCCAUAGACAGACUCCUACUGAGGUGGCCUUUCCUGCUUUAGCUGUGUCCUUUCAGGAUUUCUGCCAGGUUAAUAAUGUGUGUGUGCCUCAUGAUGGAUGAAUUUAUAUAUGAAAUGAAUAGAAUCAUGUUAAAAUUUCCUGAAAUUGUUAACUCAAAGAGACUUCAGCCUUUAUGCUAUUUUGUUUUUCUUCUGGGCCUCUUCAGCUUCAGGGCUUCCAAGAUUUUAUACUAGUAGUUUUUUCUCUUCCUCGGCCCUAUGACAGUCUGGAAAGUGAAAUGACUUCUGUAAGUGGUUUGAUAACAGAAUUGAGAUGAGAGUCCCUAUCAGCUAACUUGUAGCCUAACGUUCUUUCCUUGCCACAUACAGGUCUGUGUGAGGAUUAAGUUCCCCAAACAUUUGUGUGCCCAGAGCAGAGAUGGAGUAAGAAACAGGGGUCUUCACAACCCGCUUUGUGUCUUGAUUGCUCAGGGAUCCUGUGGGUUCUCUUCCUGAAGCCAGAUGUUUCCUGGAGCUCUGCCCAGCCCUUCCCUGCAGUCUUUUGAUGGCUGCUGGCUGUAGCUAUUGGCAAAACCCUGUCCUCCUGCCUGUGGCAGUUUCUCUUCAGCUAUGUCUGACUUGGCCAUUGUGAACCUUGCUGGUGGCCUCUCUGGCUUGACACUGGCUUGACACAGCCCUGACCACUUAAGGGUUGGCACUCUUGGACCCUUGGGAAGAAAACCUCCUGCAUGUUUCCUGGAGGAGAAUCCUCACCUGGCUGGUGUUGGAAUGGUGUGCUUGUACAUAAAUAAAGGGGGACAGCAGUACA